UUCUUUCCACUUGGAAAUGUGAUCACUCCAUUUAUGAUAGGCUGGCAAAAAGAAAAAUAAAGAAAUCGAAGGAUAAAGACAUCAAAAAGGGGGAAAAUAAUAAAAGUGUCAAAAGAAAAUAAAAUUAAACCCUUUAUUAAGAGCAAUUUUUCUUUCGAACGGAAGAAAUGCUUGUAAUUAAGAACAAUGGAGAGGAGCAGAGGCAGGCAGAGAGCAGAUACUAUAGAUAUUUGUGAUCUUUUUUUUUUUCCUUUUUUUAUUUCACUUUCUUUCUCUCAAAAUAUAUUACCGUAAUCACUAAUUGAUCUUCUCUCUCAAUAGAAAUUUCAUACUCUCUCUCGACUCUUUUCUCUUAGCAAAGCAUGUCUUGCUACUUCUCUGUAUAUCAUUGUACUCAGACAGAUCGAUUUCUAGCAUUUUAGUGCCACUGACGAGCAGAUUGCCUACCAGGGCAUGAACAUCUUCAAGAGGCUAUAUUUGGACUUCCCCAUCACAGCUCCAUCAUUUCUGAUCGGAGAGCUGAAAGAUGGACAGGAACAGGUUGGAUUUAAGAUUGCAUCACUCUGGAUCAACACAAUCUGAGGAAUCAGCGUUAGAUUUGGAAAGAAACUGUUGCAAUCAUCCUAAUUUGCACUGGUCAAGUCCAUCUUCACUUCAGCCCUUUGCAUCAGGUGGUCAACACUCUGAAAGUAAUGCUGCCUACUUCUCUUGGCCUACUCUGAGUCGAUUAAAUGAUACAGCAGAAGAUAGAGCAAACUAUUUUGGAAACCUUCAGAAGGGGGUGCUGCCAGAAACUCUUGGGAGGUUGCCAUCAGGGCAGCAAGCCACCACCUUGCUCGAGCUGAUGACCAUUAGGGCAUUUCAUAGUAAAAUCUUGCGCCGGUUUAGUCUUGGCACAGCAAUUGGGUUUAGGAUUCGACGGGGUGUCUUGACAGAUAUUCCAGCUAUUCUUGUCUUUGUUGCCCGGAAAGUUCAUAGGCAAUGGCUAAGCCAUGCCCAGUGCCUACCUGCUGCCCUUGAGGGACCAGGAGGUGUAUGGUGUGAUGUGGAUGUUGUUGAAUUCUCAUAUUAUGGAGCGCCUGCACCAACUCCAAAAGAACAAUUGUACACAGAACUUGUAGAUGGGUUAAGGGGUAGUGAUCCAUGCAUUGGUUCUGGUUCCCAGGUUGCUAACCAGGAGACAUAUGGAACCCUGGGUGCCAUUGUGAAAAGCCGAACAGGAAAUCGACAGAUUGGUUUUCUUACAAAUCGGCAUGUUGCAGUUGAUCUGGAUUACCCAAACCAGAAAAUGUUCCAUCCUUUGCCACCUAGCCUUGGACCUGGGGUGUACUUGGGUGCUGUGGAGAGAGCAACCUCAUUUAUUACCGAUGAGCUUUGGUAUGGCAUCUUUGCUGGAACAAACCCAGAAACAUUUGUGCGAGCAGAUGGAGCCUUCAUACCCUUUGCAGAAGAUUUUAACAUGACCAAUGUAACUACAUCUGUGAAAGGUGUAGGUGAGAUUGGUGAUGUCCAUAGUAUCGACUUGCAGUCUCCAAUUAACAGUCUCAUUGGAAGGCAGGUUGUCAAAGUUGGAAGAAGCUCCGGCUUGACUACUGGAACCAUAAUGGCAUAUGCUCUAGAAUAUAAUGAUGAAAAAGGAAUUUGUUUCUUUACUGAUUUUCUUGUUGUUGGAGAGAACCAGCAGCCAUUUGAUCUUGAAGGUGAUAGUGGAAGCCUCAUUCUCUUGACAGGUCAGAAUGGUAACAGACCAAGGCCAGUUGGGAUUAUUUGGGGUGGGACAGCUAAUCGAGGUAGGUUGAAGCUUAAAGUUGGCCAACCCCCAGAAAACUGGACUAGUGGAGUUGAUCUUGGGCGCCUGCUUGACCUCCUUGAACUUGAUCUCAUCACUACCAAUGAAGGGCUUCAAGCUGCAGUGCAGGAUCAAAGAAAUGCAUCUGCAGCGGGAUUAGAUUCUACAGUGGGGGAGUCAUCUCCACCUGAUCGGGUGCUAUCGAAAGUUAGAAUUGAAGAAAACUUUGGGCCUCUAAAUUUAAAUAUUCAGCAAGUUUUAGUUGAAGGAGAAUCCCAACAAGGACUGACUAGACCUUUCCUUCACGCCGAGUUUCAUAUAGAAGAUGGGGUAGAAGCAGUUCCGAAUGUGGAACACCAGUUCAUUUCAAGUUUUGCAGGGAGAUCUCCAGUUCACGAAAAAAACCAACUGGAAAAUGUGGAAUUAAAAAACCUCUCAGAAUUAAAGAAUGGCUCGGAUGAGGAGAUAUAUGUAUCAUUGCAGCUGGGUGAGCCCGAACCAAAGAGAAGAAGACAAUCAGAUGAGUCUUUUAGUCAUUGAAGAAUCCAAAUUAAGGAACAAGGGGAUUUCCAAUGUGGCUUGGAGAAACUCCUUUCAAAGAUGAGCUUGCAAGGCUGUCUCCUUGUACUUGCUUGGACUUUAAAAUUCUAAGUUGUAAGUAUCCUGAAGCAUUAAAUUGCAAAAAAGGAAAUUUUAAGGUUCAUGCCUUAAAGGCUUAAAGUAGGUCAAGUAUCAUUCUUUUUUUCCCUGUUUGGGUCAAGGUUACAAGUUUAGGUUACAUAUGUGGGUCAUACACAUCUAGCAGGAAAAAAAAUGUUUAGGCAGUGCCUUUAUUUAUAUGUCUUUCAUUUACCCUUUUUUUUUUUUUUUUAAUUGUACCAUAAGUACUCCUAAAAAGUGAGUAUGAACAGCAAGUGAAACAUAAAUGUUAUUUGUGCAAGCAACCUUGGUUUUAACUUUUUUCUAGAACAUCAGAAGAGUUGGCCCUUA
Molecule: messenger RNA, 2779 nt
Organism: Hevea brasiliensis (rubber tree)
Lineage: Eukaryota; Viridiplantae; Streptophyta; Magnoliopsida; Malpighiales; Euphorbiaceae
Product: protein NARROW LEAF 1
Exons: 6
Coding region: 527-2329 (600 amino acids)
Source: RefSeq, a predicted model, not a curated record